Molecule: messenger RNA, 1812 nt
Organism: Dictyostelium purpureum
Lineage: Eukaryota; Evosea; Eumycetozoa; Dictyosteliales; Dictyosteliaceae
Exons: 2
Coding region: 1-1812 (603 amino acids)
Biological process (GO): sphingolipid metabolic process
Cellular component (GO): lysosome
Source: RefSeq, a predicted model, not a curated record
AUGAAAAUUUCAAAUUUAGUUUGUUUAUUUGUUAUUUUUAGUUUAUUUAUCAAUUAUAGUUUUUCGUUAGAAUCAACUAUUUCCAUUGAAGGCUCUGAUGAUGCAUUAGUUUGCGAAGCAUGCACCUUAGUUUUAGAAUUUUCAGAAAAAUAUUUAGCAGAAAAUAAAACUGAAGAAGAAGUUGUUAAAGGUUUAGAUGAUUUCUGUAAAAUUUUAAAUAGUGAAUCUUGUGAUUUGAUUGUUAAUAAUUAUGCUUCUUUAAUUGUCAAACUUUUAAUUAAUAAUGAACAACCAAGUGCUAUUUGUACAAUGUUAGAGUUAUGUCCAAAAUCUAAUACAAUUAAAAUACCAAUUACUAAUAACGAUCCAGUUAGUUGUACAAUUUGUAAAUAUGUAACAGAAAAAGUUGAAAGUUUCUUUGUAUCAAAUACAACUGAAUCAGAAAUUAUUUCAUUUUUAUCAAAUGAAUGUAAUGCACUUUCAUCUGAUAAUUGGGUCAUAACCUGUCAAAAUCUUGUAGAAACUUAUAUUCCAAUUCUUUUAACAACUUUAGAAAAUAAAGAAACCCCAGCUGUUUUAUGCGGUCAACUUAAUUUCUGCGAAUCAUCAUCAUCAUCAUCAGCUCAAGAAGAAAUCUUUUUAAAUGUAGAUAGUGAGGUCGAAUGCCCACUUUGCACUUAUGUUGCCAGCUAUGCAGAACAACUUAUUGCCUCAAAUAAAACUGAAGAAGAAAUUGUUGGUUUCCUUCAAAAUGAAUGUGGUAAACUUAUGAAGAAAUUCUCAACUGAAUGUUCAGCUAUGGUUGCUGAUUAUAUUCCAGAUAUUAUCACAAUGAUUAAUAACAACUUUACACCAGCUCAAAUUUGUCAAAAAAUUGGUUUAUGCCCAGCCCCAACCAACUCACCACAAGCUGUUCCAUUACCACAAGUAGAUAGCGAAGUCGAAUGUCCACUUUGUACCUACGUUGCCAGCUAUGCAGAACAACUUAUUGCCUCAAAUAAAACUGAAGAAGAAAUUGUUGGUUUCCUUCAAAAUGAAUGUGGUAAACUUAUGAAGAAAUUCUCAACUGAAUGUUCAGAUAUGGUUGCUGAUUAUAUUCCAGAUAUUAUCACAAUGAUUAAUAACAACUUUACACCAUCCCAAAUUUGUCAAAAAAUUGGUUUAUGCCCAGCUCCAACCAACUCACCACAAGCUCUUCCAUUACCAAGUUUUGAUCUCAAUACUGAUAUUGAAUGCCCACUUUGCACUUAUGUUGCAAGUUAUGCAGAGCAACUAUUCGAAUCAAAUAAAACCGAAACCGAAAUUAUUUCAUUUAUUCAAAAGGAAUGCACUAAACUCCCAGCUAAAUAUUCCGAUAUGUGUGUAGCUAUGGCCCGUAAUUAUAUUCCAGAAAUCGUUACUAUGCUUGAAAAUAAUUGGACUCCAGCUCAAAUUUGUCAAAAAUUCAAAUUAUGUGUUGCCCCAUCCAAUCAAGUUAACGAUUUACAAGAUGAUUGCCAAGUUUGUGUAGUUUUAGGUAAUUAUGCAAUUCAAAUGAAUUAUAAAAAUGCUACAAGCACCGAAAUCUAUAAUAACCUUAUAGCAAUGUGCAAAGGUUUACCAAAGAAUUGGAAUUAUCCAUGUUUCGAAGUUAUGAAUCAAAGAGGUCAUCAAUUAGUCGAUGAUAUCAUUAAAGGUUAUUCAUCUGGCAGCACUUGUUCAAAUAUUGGUUGUUGUGGUGGUUCAUCAAAUUCAGGUAGCUCAUCAGGUUAUUCAUCAGGUUUUUCAUCAGGUGGUUUUUCAGGAAGCUCAGGUUUAAUGAAAUUCAAUUAA